AUGGAAGAUGAAAUGGAUAUUACCAAUCAAACAUUAUAUGCCCUGUUGCCGAUCUCAUUUCUCGGUUCAAUUCUGAAUUGGACAAUUUUCUACGCGAUUCAACGAUUGGAAUGUUUCAAUCACUCUUUUGGAUUUCUCUCUGCAAAUCAAGCUCUCGUAGAUGGUCUUCACUCAACCACUUUCUUAUUGUACUUUUGUCCAAUGGUCCUUUUGGACAAUGCUAUAAUGAAAGAAAUGUCCCAUCACUGCGGAUUCGUGCUUCUUCUUUGCUAUGAGCUCUCCGUAAUGAUUCACCUAGCAAUAUCACUCAACAGAUUCUGCGCGGUCUGGAUUCCUUAUCAAUAUCAUAAUAUUUUCAAUGAGAAAAACUCAAAAAUUUUAAUAAUUUUAAUUUGGUUAUUUACUGGGUCAGUGGCCAUAUACCUUUAUGAAAUUUUAUGCCAUAUCUACUACGAAGACAAGUCGGAUUUUCUCACAUUCACCGAUUCUAAGCUGUGUGCAAACAUUGGCUGGUAUGGAGAUUUUGUCAAAAACGCGUGUAUUGUUGCAGUAAUAAUGCUCAUUGAUAUAUUAACAGUUAUUAAAGUCAGACGAAUGUCUAGAAAGAUCUCCGUAAAUAUAACUGAACAGGCGCAAAACAAAUUGUCCUCUAGAGAAAUGCGAUUUCUCAAGCAGACAGUGACACAAGGCUCCGUGUUCUUGCUUGAGCUUCUCACCUACUUUUUUAUUCCCCAAUAUUUUUCCAACAAGUGGAUCGUGUUUUUUGGCACGUCAUUUGCCUGGGUAGCUGUGCACGCAGUGGAUGGAUUGGUGGUUGUAAUAUUUAAUCCAGAAGUUCGGAAGUUCCUGUUGUGCAAAGAAACGAAAAAACGAGUAUCGUCGAUGAAUCGGAUCAGUAGCUGA
This is a messenger RNA of Caenorhabditis elegans, 903 nucleotides long. RefSeq names its product G-protein coupled receptors family 1 profile domain-containing protein (gene srx-62). Bases 1 to 903 code for a protein of 300 amino acids. Gene Ontology annotation, molecular function: G protein-coupled receptor activity. Gene Ontology annotation, cellular component: membrane. NCBI's taxonomy places the organism in Eukaryota, Metazoa, Nematoda, Chromadorea, Rhabditida, Rhabditidae. Gene Ontology annotation, biological process: G protein-coupled receptor signaling pathway; signal transduction. The record is from RefSeq and is marked reviewed. The transcript is spliced from 6 exons.